GCAGACACGUACCCAUAGUUAGUGAAAAUGAUUGGGGGAAUAAGAAAUAUAUUAAAUAAUUACUCCAAAUUGCCUUACUGGAUCGCUGCUUUAGAAGUGGGUCUACUGUCACUGGGAGUAGGUCUAAUAAGUGGAUGGACAUCACCCUACAUAGCAAAGCUCACAAGCCCGGAUUCCCCUAUCAAAGUAUCUGAUGCGGAAGCAUCAUGGAUAGUCGCCUUACUGAGUUUGGGUAGAAUCUUAGGUGCAAUCCUGGGUGCAAUUAGUGUCUCGCUUGUAGGAAGUAAAAGAACAGCUUUCUACGCUAGUAUCCCUCAACUUGUAGGGUGGGCACUGCUUCUAUCAGUGGACUCCAUAUACUGGAUAUACGCAUCUAGGAUCUUGUCAGGAGUAUGCCUAGGUGUCUUUUUCGUAUGCUUCCCCCUCUACAUUGGUGAAGUAGCAGACCCAGAAAUUCGAGGAGCCUUAGUGGCUCUCAUCAUGAAUUGUCAACCACUCGGAACUCUCUUAGGAAACAUAAUGGGACCCUACCUCUCUAUGUGGCAAUCAGCAACUAUAUCUUCUAUACCAAAUCUGAUCUUCCUAGCCACAUUCCUAAUGCUUCCAGAAUCACCUCAUUAUUUAGUCAAACUAGGAAAACAUCAGGAAGCUGAAGAAGCCAUCAAAUGGUACCACAGAAAAGCAAACUCUGCUGAAGAAUUGGAGAACACCAAACUAUUUGUGAAUACAAAAAACGCUCCUAGUUUCUGUAACCUAAUGAAGGAAUUUAAUAAGCCACAUAACAGGAAGGCUUUAAUCAUCGCUAACGUUUUGUUCGCCUUCUUGCAGAUUAGUGGACUCUAUACGAUUACUUUCUAUAUGGAAGUUCUUUUGAGAAAAGCUAAAGUGAAUAUUCUGGAACCUUCAAUGAUUGUGAUUUUGGUAAAUACUCUUGGAAUCGUUUCAGGAUGGAUCGGAAUGUUCGCAAUCGACAAAUGCGGAAGGAGAGUUUUAUUGGCACUUUCAAGUGGAGGAAUUUCUCUCUCUAUGAUGCUACUUUCUGCUGACUCUGCUUUAAUUCACUAUGGGUUUGACGCUGAAUCAAUUCAAUGGAUACCUAUCGUUUCAGUUUUUAUUUUCCAGUCAUUUAUAUGCAUAGGCAUGGUUCCUGUGCCUUGCACAAUUAUCAGUGAAAUUUUCUCACCCAAUAUCAAAGGCUAUGCUUCCUCUAUGGUGAGCGUUACCUCUGGAGUCUUUUCCUUCAUUUCGAGCAAAACCUACCAGAAUAUGCUAGACAUCAUGCCUGCUGAAUAUGUCUUUGCUUUCUAUGGCUCAACUAUGUUUUUGCUAGUCGUAUACUGCUUCUACAUUCCAGAAACCAAGGGAAAAACUCUACAGGAAGUUCAAGAUAUACUAGAGAAAAGGUGAACAAUGAAUGAUUAAAAAAUGUAUUGGAAUUCUCUAGCUGAAGUCAAUAUAUGCUCUGUUGUACUGUGGUUGAACUCUCUUCGUAUGCCAAAUUUUAGAUUUUUUUUACUUCUCGAAUAAGAUAAGUUUUUAUACGUGUAAAUGGUCGUCAUUUUAGAAAUAGUGUGUGAUUGUACUACUGGAAAACUUAAAUUUAAUAAAAGUUUUUCAUAGUAUAAAAAGUUUUAUUUGUGAUUUUUUUGUUAGAAUCUUAUUCAAACUUCGAGAAUGCUUGUCAAAAUGUCGACUCCUGUAUUACGCAAUUGUAAACUGACGUUACCAAGAAUAAGCUGUAAAUCUACAAAAGUGACAUUUUAUUAUCAAAUUAUCGACUCAGUUAACAUAUUUCACAACGAGUAAUAAAUGGAAUAUGAAUGUGUUUGAUGAACAAACAUUUGUGAUAUGAAUCUGUGAAAUAAAAUUUGUACAUAGUGUGUUACUUUCGACUUCUAAAAUGUAAACAAGUUUGACGUAUUUGCGAUUAGACAGCGUCUCUUCCCAUUUUUUAAUUAGAACACGCGAACUAAUUUACAGCAGAAGAUAUUCAGUUCAUUAAACACUUGUCGACGAUAUAAACGUAGCAAAUUCAAAAUCUUAAAUAAUGAUUGAAAACUCAAACAUUUCAUAACCUGUUCCAGAAAUAUCAUCAUUUA
Belonocnema kinseyi is the source of this 2099-nucleotide messenger RNA. Its product is annotated as facilitated trehalose transporter Tret1-like. Gene Ontology annotation, molecular function: transmembrane transporter activity. Gene Ontology annotation, cellular component: membrane. Lineage: Eukaryota; Metazoa; Arthropoda; Insecta; Hymenoptera; Cynipidae. The transcript has 2 exons. The record is from RefSeq and is a predicted model, not a curated record. Gene Ontology annotation, biological process: transmembrane transport. The coding region runs from base 28 to 1407 and encodes 459 amino acids.